This is a messenger RNA of Schistocerca serialis cubense, 972 nucleotides long. RefSeq names its product lachesin-like. Lineage: Eukaryota; Metazoa; Arthropoda; Insecta; Orthoptera; Acrididae. The transcript is spliced from 8 exons. Gene Ontology annotation, cellular component: neuron projection. The coding region runs from base 1 to 972 and encodes 323 amino acids. The record is from RefSeq and is a predicted model, not a curated record.
AUGAAAGAGUUUAGAACGCCGGACUCAUGGGCGCCGCCGCGGCUGUCCUCGCCAGAGCCGGAGUUCGCGGCGCCUAUCGGCAACCUGACGGCGCCCGUCGGCCGCGAGGCCGUCCUCUCCUGCGUCGUCGACAACCUGGGCAAGUACAAGGUAGUGUGGCUGCGGGCGGACGACCAGACGCUGCUGUCGCUGCAGGACAAGGUCGUGACGCACAACAAUCGCGUCGCAGUCUCGCACGACCAGUUGCGCACCUGGCGGCUGCACCUGCGGCAGCUCAAGGAGGCCGACCGCGGCUGCUACACCUGCCAGAUCAACACGAGCAUCAUGAAACAGCAGUUCGGCUGCAUCGAUGUGCACGUGCCGCCCGACAUCCUGAUCGAGGAGACGAGUGGCGACCUGGCGGUGACGGAGGGCGACAACGCGACGCUGCGCUGCCGGGCGUCUGGACGACCUGCGCCGCGCAUCUCCUGGCGCCGCGAGGACGGCGAGCACAUCCUGCUGAGGCACGGCGCCCGGGACCUCUCCAAGGUGGAGUCGUACAGCGGCGGCGACCUGCACCUGUGGCGGCUCGACCGCAGCCAGAUGGCGGCCUAUCUGUGCAUCGCCUCCAACGACGUGCCGCCCAGUGUCAGCAGGAGAAUCGUGCUCAGCGUGCACUUUGCUCCCUCGGUGAAGGUCCCCAACCAGCUGCUUGGAGCCCCCCUGGGAACCGACGUGCAGCUUGAGUGCUACGUGGAAGCCUUCCCCAACACCAUCAACUACUGGGUCAAAAACAGGGGAGAGAUGCUGCUAGACGGGCCGAAGUACGUGGUGCGCGAGAGCCGGAUAUCCUACAAGGUGUACAUGUGGCUGGUGGUGAGGCGCUUCAGCCGCAGUGACGUGGGCACCUACAACUGCGUCGCCACCAACUCGCUGGGCCGCGGGGAGGGCACUCUGCGACUCUACGCUACUACCCUCAUGCUCAUAAAUUAG